Orbicella faveolata is the source of this 1584-nucleotide messenger RNA. Its product is annotated as actin, cytoplasmic-like. Lineage: Eukaryota; Metazoa; Cnidaria; Anthozoa; Scleractinia; Merulinidae. The record is from RefSeq and is a predicted model, not a curated record.
CCAUGACAAACAAAAGAUUGCGGGACAAGCCACACUAACGGGUUUUGGGUUCGUCACGAAAUCUUCCUUCCCCCUCCAAAGUGAGUGGAGGGGAGAUUGCGUGACGAGCCCACAGUGCGUUUGCGUAGGAGACUAGCGGAACACGGACCAAAGUUGUUUUGCUCAGAAAUUGAAGUCGCACGAUCGAAAUGUCGGCUAACAAAACAGCCGUGGUGUUGGACAAUGGAUCAGAUACCAUUAAGGCGGGAUUUGCCAAGGAAGAAACUCCCCAUACAGUUUUAACUUCUGUUGUUGGCUAUCCAGAAUCCGCUAAAUUUCAAGAAGUAGCCGAUCGAGAUGACCCGUUCAUCGGAAAGGAUGCUCUGCACUCGAGUUGUAAUCUGGAUCUUACAUUUCCCAUCAAGAACUCGAUCAUAACCAACUGGGAUGAUAUGGAGAUGCUUUGGCGUUACACGUUUGGUAAACUAGGUGUUCAUCCCGAGGAACACCCAGUUCUGCUGACUGAAGCUCCAUUCAACCCGAAAGUCAACAGAGAAAAGACGACCCAGAUCAUGUUCGAGACCUUCCAUUCGCCAGCAAUGUAUUUAGCCCUAGCCCCCGUGUUGUCUCUGUACAGCUCGGGCCGUACAGAUGGCAUCGUCCUGGAGAGUGGUUAUGGUAUUAGUCACGCAGUUCCUGUCCACAACGGUUUUGCCAUUCGCCCAAAUGUUCUUAGUCUUUACUUGGCCGGCAGCAGCUUGACAGACUACCUCAUGAAGAUUCUGACCGAGCGUGGCUACUCCUUCACUACCACAGCCGAGCGUGAGAUCGUGCGUGACAUCAAAGAAAAACUUUGCUAUGUUGCUCUCGAUUUCGAGCAAGAAAUGCAGACUGCUGCCUCCGGCUCCAGCUUGGAGAAGAGUUACGAGCUACCCGACGGACAGGUCAUCACCAUUAGCAACGAGCGUUUCAGAUGUCCUGAAGCGCUGUUCCAGCCUUCCAUGACUGAAACCGGUUCCUCCGGUUCAACCGGUAUCCAUAAGCUCACUUACGAUUCCAUCAUGAAGUGCGACGUGGAAAUCCGAAAAGACCUGUUCGCCAACAUUGUCUUAGCUGGUGGUUCCACCAUGUUUCCAGGAAUCGCUGAGAGAAUGCAGAAAGCUCUAGCUCACCCCACAAUGAAGAUCAAGAUCAUUGCUCCUCCUGAGCGUAAAUACUCCGUCUGGAUUGGUGGAUCGAUCUUGGCCUCGAUGUCCGAUUUUCAGUCCAUGUGGAUUACUAAACAAGAAUAUGACGAAUCUGGUCCUGCACUUGUCGAGCACAAAUGUGCUUAGUUAGAAUUAUAUUUUUCCAUACUCUGUUCACGAACAAAAAUAUUAUUUAGUUUAAAAAUAUCAUAAUUUGUGUUGAGUGCAGGGAUUGCAACCAAUCCCGGCAGAGUGAACUCACUAAGACGUGGCGGCCAAGCUGAUUAGAACUUGCUGAUUAGAACCGUUACCAUCCUCACAAAAAUUACGAAAAUUUCGGUCAGAAUGCAAAUGUAAAGUCAAUUUUCACUCGACAGACCGGAAAAUUUUCGAAAUAAACGGAACGUCUAGAAAUGCA